AUGGUAAAGUUGAUAUGCGCGAUCGUUGGUACGAAAGAAAGCGUAUUUCCUGUGGAUAUUGACAAGAGACAGUUGGUGGGGGACUUAAAAGAUGCGAUCAAGGCGAAGAGGAUGUACCAGUUUCCGGCGGAUGAACUGCAGCUCUACCCUGCCAAGAUGGUAGAGGGCAAGUGGCUGGCCUCGAGCUCGGACGAUGUAAAACAGCUGAAGAAGGGCGAGAAGACUCAUCACGUUGUAGAGUUAAUGAAAGAAGACCAAAAGCUGCAAGGAGAGGACUAUAUUUCUGAUCUCCUUGAAGGUAUGGAGGACCCAGUAGGGAGACAGAUUCACGUGCUGGUGGUGGUUCCUGAGCAAUUUACGGCAGUCGGUAACGAAAGGAAGCGGCAAAAGGUGGAUGAAGACGCGUUGGACGCUUGGAUAAAUGCAAUCAAGAAUGAGCAGGUUACAGUACUACCAUUGACUUGUGAAGAUUUGAAAAAGUAUCUGCAACGCCCGCUUCGUAUUAAAAUUCCUAUCUAUGAACGGUAUUAUCGGGUUAUUUUUUCAAAUCACGACAUUGGAAACUGUGCUCGCGCUUUCGACAAACUAUUUGAAUCCGAACCACGUGACAAAGUUGGGGACAAAAAUAUUAGGAUUGUGGGAAAUUUUAUUGAUUCUCCCAGCAUUAGGUCCGGAACUGAAGCGACAUACCAUUACACGUGGGAUAAUCUCAUUGCGACACUUCUGGAGAGUGUGAUAAACGGGAGCUAUGCUCGCAACACGAACGCGUUUACUUUUACUGGCCUCUAUCGACCAGACUUAUGCUUUUACUACGGCACUAGCAAUGUGUGCGUGUUUCGCGGGGAAGAAAAAGCAAAUGGAGCGUUGGACGUGCCGAUCAAAGAAUUGCACGAGAAACUGGAAUGGAUUUAUGACGAUGCGCCAUAUAUUUUUGGCUACGCUGCUGUGGGACUGGAAGUGUGCUUGGUAACUAUUCGGAAAGACGAUAUGAUGGAACGUGGCGCAAAAGUGGAAACCAUCGAAACGUACAAUUUGAAGCAUCUCAGUAGCCGGCUUUCGUUUUUUCUCGCAUUGCUCAAUCUUUCGACUCUUUUCCGACCAGUUGUGGAUCUUAUUUACAAUUGGCCGCUAAGCAUACGCGAGUACGGCACUAUCGAACGAGGCAAUGGUGUGCAGAUAUCGUUUGCACAGAAUUGUGUGGUGAAGACGUAUCCCUCGGAUAUGCCAAGUGACAGCAUCAUUCAGAACUUGAAGGAAUUACAGCGUAGAAUGAAGGAACGUUCGGUCCCGAACGUUGUGCAGCUUAUGGGUGAAAACAAGAAGAAAAGACACGUAACGCUUUAUCCUGUUGGUCGACUUGCUGCACCUGAAAACGUUCACCAGCUCCUGACGGCCUUACGCGAUAUACUCAUGGCGCUAGUGGCACUGCACGCAAUUAACAUUAUGCAUCGCGACUUGAGAUGGGAUAAUGUGCUGAAGUACCAAGGUGAAGAUGACAAGUGGUUUCUGAUUGACUUCGACGACGGAGCACUGUCACCGGCUGCAAACGUGAAACAUUUGAAGGCGGAAUCGCAUGCUCCUGAAAUACUGUCGUGUCCGUUCCAUACGGUCAAGGUCGACAUUUGGAGCGUGGGCUACCUCAUUCAGACGUCGACCAUCUUCGAUCUCCCGGCUAAGCUGGAGACAAUCAAAGCAGAGUGUUUGCAGGAGAUUCCGGAGAAGAGACCCACGGCAGUAUCACUCUUGAAGGCGAUUGAAGAGCUAUUAGGAGCUGCAUAA
This is a messenger RNA of Peronospora farinosa, 1779 nucleotides long. The record is from the annotation of a GenBank genome assembly. Lineage: Eukaryota; Oomycota; Peronosporomycetes; Peronosporales; Peronosporaceae.